Messenger RNA from Plasmodium cynomolgi strain B, 612 nucleotides. Its product is annotated as KIR-like CYIR protein. Bases 1 to 612 code for a protein of 203 amino acids. The transcript has 2 exons. The record is from RefSeq and is a predicted model, not a curated record. Lineage: Eukaryota; Apicomplexa; Aconoidasida; Haemosporida; Plasmodiidae.
AUGUAUGACCAUUUUAAUGAUGAAGCGAAGAGCACAGCAUUCAGUGAAGAAUACAGAAAGGUGGAGGGAAAAUUAAAUGAAGUACUCAAGGAAUGUAGGAACUUUCAGAAUGUGGCGAAAAGAAUUACAAGUGUCUGGUAUAAUACAAAAAUGGAGCCGAAAAAAUUUGGAACGUGGAAGUAUAAUUGUCCUUUGUUCUAUUACUGGUUAGGGAAUGAAGUAUCAGGAAUAAUAACGGAGAACGGGAAGUUUGGGGAUACUUUGAAGGGCGUGUAUAGCACAAUGAUGGAGAAAGGAAUUGGGAAGAACUGUGAGAAGCAGUGCCCUAAUGUGUCCAAGGAAGAAUUUCAAGAAUUAAAAAUAUUACACGAUUAUACACUUGAAUAUAGUGGAACUAGUAAUAUGAAGAAAAAUGACCGAAGGGUAUGUGGUAAUAAUUGUGAGAAUCAUUUAAGGAAAAUUAAUGAAACGUAUGGAAAGGUACUGGAAGACUGUAAGAUCGAAAACGAAAGAGACUAUUGUAAGGAGUUCAGAAGAUUGAGGACUACCGGGUCGGUCUUGAAAGUGGCACAGGAUCAGAAAGGGGACAGAGUGGUGAGCAGGGAACAGUAG